AGUAAAGUGCGCGAGGACUCGAUGGUAGUCACCGAACUACCCACCAAGUAAGCGCAACUAAUACAAAGAUUGCAUUAUCUGUUGAUGCUGCUCGAUACACGCGAAUGCAAGAGUGGCAACUUUUGGCAAAAUGACAGCUUACAAGUCCCGGCGCUCUCCAAGUGUCCAACAAAUAGCGCUCAAUCAAACUGAGUCAUGUUCUGAAGCUGCAGCUACGCGCUUUAGUGCAUGGACACCUAUAACUAACAAACUUUCCAACCAGCAGCAAAUUGCACAGCUUUUUCAGGAGAGAACGACUCUUAUUCUCCACUGGUUUGACCUAUGGACGGAUGUGCAGAGGAAACAUUUGCUUCAGCUGUUGUUAAGAAGAUGUUCCAAAUCCCAGCUCAAAUCCAUUAAUGACUACUUUAUUAAAGCUGCUCCUAUUACAAAACUGGACUUUACCACUGUGCUGCCACGCAUACUUUCUUUGUAUAUUCUGUCCUUCUUGAGCCCAAUGGACUUAUGUGCUGCUGCUCAGGUCUGCUGGCACUGGAGGUUUCUAUCAGAGCAGGAUUGCUUGUGGUCUCCAAAGUGUGUUCGGCAGGGUUGGUUCCUUACCUAUGUACCUUCAGAAAAGGAAUAUGGUGCCUGGAAGAAACACUAUGUUGCCUGUGCUUGCACACUGGACUUUUUGUCCCCAUGGGAAGCAGCAGACAUCUAUGGUACCCUGAAUGAAACUUUGCCAGAAACAGAAGAGGAGGAACAGAAACGAACAGAAUGUCUGAUCAGACGAACCAUCUGCGAGAGGAUUGUGGAGCAUAAAAAAGCUGAUUUGAAGAGCAGGAGGGCUUGGUUAACCAACUCAAAAGGAACAUAUGCAAGCAGUAUCCCACAGAAAUCCAGCCUGCUGCCUUUGAGUCGUACUAGCAGUCUUGUCCAACUUGGGGAUAAGUGCCGAUUAGAGAACACGAAGCAGCAGAGACUUCAGCUAAAUUCAACCAUUGAGACAUCGUGUGCUUCCAGCUCCAUGAAAACUUUAGCAAUGAGUUCGCACUUAAACUCAUACACCAGCUCCACCAAUUACCCUCUACCCCACCUGCUACUUUUGUCCUCCAGACUUCCUGCUUAUGAGAUGGUGUUAUGUGGAGCUCUGGUCAAUGUGGUGCCAUUGUUAUAUGACUACAGUGGAACAACUUUAGAGGCUCUUCUCUGUUUGGCUGAGAGAGCUAUGAAGGGCAGAAUGAUACAGAGUAUUGGCAUCAUAGCUGAAGGAAACUCUGAAGAGAUUCACCUAAUAGAAGGACUGAGCAUCACAGAGAAGAGCAUCUUAAAGCCUGAUGUGAGGGCAUUUUGGGAAAAGCUCUGUGGCUGGGUUUUACCUGCAUCAGAAGCAGGGUCUCUCAACAUUUUUGUGCCUCUGGCUGCUUCUGGUGCGGGGAUGGAUCUAAUAAGCAAACUGUCCUCUCUGACUGGUUUGAGCAUCAGGGCACCCACAGGAAUCUGCACCGGCUCCUACCAGCACAUUCUGAGUGAGUGGUUAGGGAAUGGUGACUUUCCUCCGCUGCUAUACUUAAAUGAAGGAUCCUUGGGUUCAUGGUGCAGGCAGGCAGAAUGGAUAGAACAGACACUGAAGGUCCUACGGAAACAACUCGAACCGCAGCUGCAGCGCCUGAGUUACGAGACAAGGGGUCGGACACUUGGUCUUUUCCUUUGGGAUCAUAUAAACUUGCCUGUGUUAAAGCUUAAACCAGAAGUUAUGCAAGUAGUAAUGGAGGGUCUUGUGGCACUUAUGAAAGAAACAACAGAUAAUUCACUGGAAUUCCUGGGAAAAUUCCUACUGAGGAAAAGUGUGGAUGGUACUGGGAAUAAAUCUGAGCUAUUAACAGAGAGUGCUUCAUGCAGCUCUAACCACAAGGUCCCUAAGAUGUUAUUAGGUGAAGCAGACCGCCGCAGUGGUGUGUUUAUGGAGCUGCUGAACAGUGAGAAAGCUUACGUGCGUCUGCUAAAGGCUUUACACAGCGUGUACUACAUUCCACUCCGAGCAGCUCUGGACUCCAACCGAGCUAUAAUUAGCUCUGCCAAUCUUGUGAUGCUCUUUAAUCCCAUACUGGACAUACUGGAAGUCAAUAAUCUUUUUCUGCAGGACCUUACAGAGAGGGCAGAGGAAUGGAGUCCUAUGCAGUGUGUGGGUGACGUGUUUGUCCGAUUCUGUGCCAAGCUACGGGCUUACACUAAUUUCUUCAACAACUACACCACUGCUAUCAGGACCAUAGAUAAGUGCAAAGAGAUGCUUCCUGUAUUCCGAGCCUUUAUAAAGAGACACAACAAGACUCUUGCUACUAGGAUGUUAAGUCUCCAGGAGCUGUUCCUAAGUCCGUCUACAAGGGUGGAGGAGUAUGUGAAUUUGCUCCAGUCUUUGAAGCUACACACACCACCUGAACACCCUGAUCACCAACACAUAUCGUCUGCCUUAAACACAUUACGGAAUUAUAGGAACUUUAUCCAUAAGUUGAAAAAAAGUUUAAACCAGGAGGAGAAAAUGCUGGAUGUGCAGAAGAUCAUUCAGAGCUGCCCAAAUCUACAGGAGGGAGGCCGAUAUCUAAUCACCAUGCAGGAUGUAGCAUUACUGAGUUGCCUUAAUGAAGACAUUACUCCAUCACUCAGGAUGUACGAGUGUGUUAAGGAUCUGGGAUUGUUUUUGUUUAACGAUGUUGUGGUGCUGACUGAGAAAAGAGAGACUCAUGUGCCAUUCAGUCUGGCAGUGAACACAUCACACACUUUCCUGGCCUCUGUAAGCUUGCACAGCCUCAGCGUCUCUGACAUAGUGGACACAAAGUAUGUGCAGAAUUCUUUCAUCCUGGAGAGCCCGAAUCGCCUGUGGAUCUGUGCUACAGACAGAGAGGAGGAUAAGAUCAGGUGGCUGUCUGUUUUAAGCAGUGCUAUAAAUGCAGCUAAAUGCGAUUAAAGCAGCCGAAGGUGAGAACAUCAAAGACAACAUCUUGAGCAAUAACAUCUCCAUCUUGGAAAUAUUCCCAGCCAGAAGCAAAUGCAUGGAUUCAGCGGUUCAAGACGGAUUCAGUGGCUUCAACGAUUAAAUAUACUCUGUUGUUUGCAAGACAAAGUAAAACAUAUAGGUGUAUACUGAUAACCAUUAAGAUUUAUUUACAUAGAGAAAA
Tachysurus vachellii is the source of this 3158-nucleotide messenger RNA. Its product is annotated as epithelial cell-transforming sequence 2 oncogene-like. The coding region runs from base 131 to 2947 and encodes 938 amino acids. The transcript has 21 exons. NCBI's taxonomy places the organism in Eukaryota, Metazoa, Chordata, Actinopteri, Siluriformes, Bagridae. Gene Ontology annotation, molecular function: guanyl-nucleotide exchange factor activity; protein binding. The record is from RefSeq and is a predicted model, not a curated record.